Uloborus diversus is the source of this 5674-nucleotide messenger RNA. RefSeq lists its product as uncharacterized. The record is from RefSeq and is a predicted model, not a curated record. Lineage: Eukaryota; Metazoa; Arthropoda; Arachnida; Araneae; Uloboridae.
GCUCUUCCCAUAUGAGAGCGAUGCUAGGAAAAAAGCUCUGGAGCCUAGAAAUACAAUCGAAGAUGUCGAUUUCAAACGACUGGAGGAACUGAUCGAAAACGAAUCUUUCUUAGCCGUCUUUUUUUAUUCCAAAGUGUGCAAGGAAUGUGAAAAGUUUCUAAAUGAGAUUGAAAAAAUUGACGAUGAUGCGGAGAAUUUUGGCUUGCAAUUUGUCAAAAAUGGAGAGAAAUUUGUGGCGAAAAAGUAUGGCGUUACAGAUUUUCCUGCAUUGGUAUACUUUAGAAACAAAGAACCGGCAAUAUACAAAGGUGACUUGAUGAAUGAAGACAAUGUCCUAGAAUGGCUAACUGAUAUUGAAUCAAUGGAAUUACCAGAUGCUAUUGAGGAAGUCAAUGCAAAAGUCCUUGAGAACCUAAUAGACGAGACAGAAUUUGUUGCAGUAAUCUUUUACAAAAAUGAUUGUCCUGAAUGUGAAAGUGUUCUUCAUGAUCUUGAAGAAAUUGAUGAUGAAGCUGACAAAAGUAACAUUGCCUUUGUGAAAGUACGUGAUGAAGUAUUAGCACUUGAAUUUGGAAUUGAAAACUUACCAGCACUACUUUAUUACCGUAAAAAGGUUCCUCUAUUAUACGAUGGCAACCUUCAUGAUGAAAAACUUGUGCUCAACUGGCUCGAAGCACAUAAAGAUCUAGAUGCAGACAUAAUCGAAGAUAUUUCAAGUAACAUCUUAUCAACACUCAUAGAAAACUCUACUUUCUUAGCUGUCUUGUUUUAUGACAAAAAUGAUGAAAAAUGCCAAGAGGUACUUCUGGAGUUGGAAGCCAUUGAUGAUGACACGAGCAAAAAUGGAAUACCAUUUGUAAAAAUUUCAGAUUUGGAAGCUGCUAGUGAAUAUGGAAUAGUUGAACUUCCAGCUUUAGUUUACUUUGAGAAGAAGAUACCUAAUUUUUUCCAAGGGGAUUUGCAUAAUGAAGAACAGGUUUUGCAGUAUUUAAUUCAUCAAAAGGAAUCAGAUGAAAUCGAAGAUGUGACAAAUAAAGUUCUAGCGCAGAUGAUUAAAACAUCUGACUGUUUAGCAGUACUAUUUUAUGAUAGUGGUAGCAAUACUAGUAAAGCCAUCUUAGAAGACUUAGAAGGAAUUGAUGAUGAUUGUGAUCGGAACAAUGUCCCUUUUGUAAAAAUUGAUGACAGCCAGUUGGAAUCAUUAUAUGGCAUAAAACAUCCACCUGCACUAGCAUUUUAUAAGAAGCAAGUUCCAAAGUUUUAUGAUGGUGAUUUAUCAAAUGAAGAAAAUGUCUUGCGAUGGUUGUUAGAGCAAAUGUCAUCUGAAGAAAUUGAGGAUGUGUCAACUCCUGUAUUGCAGCAAAUGAUUAAAAACACAGAAUACCUGAGUGUACUAUUUUACGAUAAAAGUGAAAAAUCUGCUAAAGUUAUUAAAGAGUUGGAGAAUAUCGAUGAUGAAGCUGAUCAAAGAAAUCUCCCUUUUGUAAAAAUUGCAGAUGACGAACUAGCAAAGUACUAUGGCAUUGAUGAUGAGCUGCCAAUUCUAGUUUAUUUUGAAGGUGAAAUCCCAAGCAUAUAUAGAGGCGAUUUGACAAAUGAAGAAGAAGUUCUUGAUUAUCUGGUGAAACAAAUGGAAUCUGAUGAAAUUGAAGAAGUGACUGACCGGCUUUUGGAAAUAAUGAUCAACAAACAUAAUCUCCUUGCAGUUCUUUUUUAUGACGCUUCAUCAGACAGCCAAGUUCUUAAUGAACUUGAAAAAAUUGAUGAUGAAGCGGAUCAACAGGGUAUUUUGUUCCUAAAAACUAGUGACUUAGCUGCUGCUGAAAAAUAUGGAAUAGAAUAUUUGCCAUCAUUGGUAUUCUUUUAUAAAAAAAUGCCAAAUGUUUAUUCAGGUGACCUUCGUGAGGAAGAGGAGGUUUUAAAAUGGUUUGUUGACCAACUCACAAAAGAUGAAAUUGAAGACGUAACAGAAAAAAUGCUGUUACACUUAAUUGAAACAUCACCAACUCUUGCUGUUCUUUUCUAUGAUGCAGAUUCUCCUAAAAGCUUCACAGUUCUAAAAGAACUUGAAAAAAUUGAUGAUGACUCGGAGAAGUACGACAUUCCAUUCGUUAAAAUCAGCGAUGUCAGCCUUGCCCAACAGUUUGGUUUGAAUGAUGAACUUCCAAUACUGCUAUUUUUUGAAGAUAAGAUCCCAUCAGUAUUUGAAGGUGACUUGAUGAAAGAAGAAGAAGUUCUUGAAUGGCUUGUGAAACAAAAAACUGAAGACAGCAUUGAAGAAGUCACUGAAGAAAUUCUUUUGAAGUUAAUGAAGGACAGAGGAUAUGUAUUAGCAUUUUUUGCUCCAAAUGAAUGUGAAAUUUGUGAAACAAUUCUUCAUGAAUUAGAAAAUAUUGAUGAUGAAACUGAUGAAAAUGGUAUAUUACUAGUAACAACUGAUGAUAUGAAUGUAGCCAUUUCCAAAGCCAAUGUAACAGACUUUCCAGCAUUAGUUUUAUUUAGAAAUGAGGAACCAGUUCCAUAUACAGGUGAUUUAAUGGAUGAAGCUGCCAUUUUAGCUUGGGUUACCAGUGAAGAGACAUUAGACAGUCCGGAUGCUAUAGAAGAAGUAAAUGAAAGAAUGCUGGACAAAAUGUUGAAUGUUUCUCACUCACUUUGUGCACUAUUUUAUCGUAAAACUGGAUGUUCUGAGUGUGAUAUAGUUCUGCAAAGCUUAGAAAACAUUGAUGAUGAUGCUGAAAAAAAUGAGGUUGAUUUUGUCAAGAUAUCGGAUUCAACACUAGCAGAAAAAUAUAAUGUAACAAUGUUUCCAACUAUUAUUUUCUUCCGUCGUCAAGUGCCACAGCUUUACGAAGGAGAUCUUCAUCAGACAGAAGAAAUUUUAAAAUGGUUAAUUGAAAAUAGAGACAGACCAGAUAGUUUCAUUGAAGAUGUAGAUAGAAAACAACUUGAAGUACUUAUUGAAGAACAGACAGUUGCAGUUUUCUUUUACAAUGAAAACUGCUCAACAUGUGAGGCUAUACUUCAAGAACUUGAACACAUUGAUGAUGAUUCAGAUCGUUAUGGUGUCCAGAUUCUUAAAACAGAUGACAUGGAAUUUGGAAUGGAACUUGGUGUAUCUGAAGUCCCAUCUUUUGUGUACUUUGAAAACAGUGGAAUCCCUAGCAUAUAUGAUGGUGACCUUAUGAAUGAAGAUGAUAUUUUACAAUUCUUAGUUCAAGAAAAAACCGAAGACACAAUUGCAAAUAUUAAUCGAGAUAUGUUAUUCAAGCUCAUUGAAGAACAAGAGUAUCUGGCCAUUUAUUUCUACAAAGAAAACGACAGAGAAAGUAAAGAAAUUUUGAAGCAUCUAGAGCAAAUUGAUGAUGAUUGUAGUGAUUAUGAAGUACAACUGUUGAAAAUGUCUGACAAUUUGAUGGCAAAGAAGUACAGAGUUAGAAACCCACCUGGAUUGGUAUUUUUUCGCCAUGGAAAUCCUAUUACAUACCCAGGUGAUCUGACAGAUGAAGAAGAAGUUCUCGAGUUUUUAACCAGCCCAGACAAUAUGGAGAGUUCUGAUGCUAUUGAAAAAGUUAAUAGAAGAAUGCUAGAACGAGUUUUAGCUAGGUGUGACUACUUGGCUGUGUUUUUCUAUAGGCGAACUCAUUGUCGUAAAUGUGGCAAAGCAUUGGAAGAACUGGAAAACAUAGAUGAUGAUGCUGAGUCUCAGGGAAUCCAUUUUGUAAAAAUUGAAGAUGAAAAAUUGGGCAGAUCUUUUGGUGUUUUCAACAUGCCAGCUUUAGUAUUUUUUAGAUUUGGAGACACUGAGGAUCCUGUUGUUUAUGCUGGGGAUUUGAAAAAUGGAUCAGACAUAUUGGAUUGGCUAGUAACACAAAAAGAUCCUUCUAGUGAUAUGAUUGAGGAAAUGGAUGGAGAUGAACUUGAAGACUUGAUAGAAACAGCAAACUUCUUGGCAGUUUUAUUUUAUGAUCCAGAUGAAGAAGACUGUCCUGAGUGUCAAGAAACAUUGGCAGAUUUGGAGAACAUUGAUGAUGAUACAGAUCGUCAUGGAAUUCUGUUUGUUAAAACAACUGAUGAUAGUAUUGCUGCAGAUUAUGGCAUAACUAAAUUCCCUGCUCUAAUCUAUUUUGAGAACAAUGUACCCAGCAUUUAUGAAGGUGAUAUCUCUGCUGAAGAAGAAGUCUUACAAUCACUGAUCCAUUCCAAAUCUGAAGACACAAUUGAAACAGUGAACAGAGAUAUUUGUGAUAAACUAAUUGAGAACACACCUUAUCUAGUUGUUGUAUUUUAUAAACUUCAAAAUAAAGUCUCAGAUGAAAUCUUAGAACAUUUAGAGAAUAUUGAUGGCUUCACCGAUGAAUUUGGCAUCCAGAUGGUCAAAACACAGGACAGUACAGUUGGUAGAAGAUAUGGCAUCAAACAGUUUCCAGCACUGGUUUAUUUUCGAAAUGGUCAUCCUCUUGUUUAUACAGGAGACUUGAAAUCAGAAGAAUUGGUUCUAGACUGGAUUCUGAGUGAUAAUACAAUUCAAUUGGCAGAAGAAAUUGAGGAAGUGAAUGCAAAGAUGCUGGAUAAACUAGUUGAAAAGUUUCAGUUAAUGGCUGUUUAUUUUUAUGAAAAGGAGUGUGAUGAGUGCUUGGAUAUUUUGAAAGACCUAGAAGAAAUUGACGAGGAAGCUGAUCUCUUUGGUAUAGGAUUUGUAAAGAACAGUGAAUCUUCAGCUGCUGUUAAAUGGGGUGUUCAUAGUGUUCCAACGUUAGCUUACUUUCGCAAAUCAGUUCCUGUGUUUUAUGAAGGUUCACUCAAUGAUCCAGAAAGAGUUUUAAAUUGGCUAACAAGCCAAGAUAUGAUUGAACUGAAGAAUGAAAUUGAAGAAGUCAGCAGAAAGAUGCUUGAUAAACUGUUGUAUGAAAAUGACUUCAUAGCAAUAUUUUUUUAUGAUGAAGAUUGUCCUGCUUGUGAAGAUGCUCUCCGAGCUUUAGAAGAAAUCGAUCAUGAAAUUGAUGAACUUGACAUCUUAUUUGUUAAAAUUAAAGAUGCUCGCUAUGCUCGUAAAUAUGGAAUGAAGAAUUUGCCUUCCUUAACUUAUUUCAGAAAGAGAUUUCCAACAAUGUAUCAUGGUAAUUUGACUGACACAUCAGAAGUUUUGAAUUGGCUGAAAAAGAACAGAUAUCGAAGCCGAGAACUCAAUCUUUUCAUGUUUCCCAUUAUUGCAAUGGGUGCAGUGUUCAUACAAUAUACAUGUUUCCUAAAAUUUUGCUUUGGACCAAUGGUUGAAAAACAGAGCUAGCACCAAAUCCCUCGGUUUCAAAGCUACUUUGGAUGAAGAUUAUAUUUUGAUACAUGUUUAUUCUCUCAUUGUGUGAUAGAAUUCCACUUACCCAAUUUCACCGCAUUCCUAAGAUGUCAUUGCUCACCGCAUUUCGAAAUGAUCCCAUCACAAAAUAAACUAUUUUUAAUUCAAAAAUAAAAAGGAAAAAAAGGAACAUCAUUCUAAAUCUUCUCAAGCAAUUUUUUCAUUAAUUUGCAUUAUGUAUCACAUCUUAAUAGCAAAAUGAAAUAUUUUAAGUAUAAUGUAUGUUUCAGUGAACAUUUUAAAAACUGAAAUCUUUUUCCUAAUAUUUUAUGUUUUCAUAUCAUAAUGUAUUUAAACUUUUUAAAUUAAAAAUCUAUU